Messenger RNA from Lactuca saligna, 470 nucleotides. NCBI's taxonomy places the organism in Eukaryota, Viridiplantae, Streptophyta, Magnoliopsida, Asterales, Asteraceae. The record is from the annotation of a GenBank genome assembly.
AUUCCAUCAACACAUACACAAUUCAAUCAACCAAAAUGCAGGCUUCCAUCUACUUGCCUUCAACAUCGUUCCUCUCAUUGCCAUCUACCAAAGCCUCAAGUUUCUCAAAGACAUUAUUGCAUACUACUACACUUACCAAACGUCAACUUCGUCAAACAUCAUCAUCUCUCUCAAAUUCAAUCAAAGCAGCACCAUCUGACAAUAAUUCUCAGUUCGAUUACAGCUCCAUGGCCUCAUCAGUUUUCCCAGCAGAAGCAUGCGAGACUCUAGGUGGUGAUGCUUGUGAUGUUGAGAUGUUCCCGGAGACCAAGAUCAAACAACAACCCGACCCCAAGCUUGAUCCUCCCACUUCAGAACAAGUUGAUAGAGAGUAUCUCGAGUACAACAGUCCCAACACGGUGUUUAUUGCAGAGGCUUGCGAUGAUCUUGGAGGGGAGUUCUGUGACCCGGCGUAUCAGAGUGGAGUGUAA